Molecule: messenger RNA, 735 nt
Organism: Cuscuta campestris
Lineage: Eukaryota; Viridiplantae; Streptophyta; Magnoliopsida; Solanales; Convolvulaceae
Source: the annotation of a GenBank genome assembly
AUACGAGUUAAGCAAACGAUGCGUGACGAAAUUAGUAUACCAAUGACAACGACCUUAGUUAAUAAGAAUUGAAUCCGACGCGGUAGCUUUGUUGAAGAUCAGUGUUAGCCCGGCUGACUGAUGUAAAUAUCUUCAUGUCUCGCGAAGACGAUCUUCGAUCAAAGUGCCUCAGAUUGAGGGCUUAAAUGAAUCGGGCGUCCCCGAUAUGAGCUUUGCUCACUUUUUUGCUGAAACCGAUGUGCAAUCGGUGUACCCAAUUCGAUUGGGCUCAGGCUUAUUGGAAAAUAUGUGUAAGACUGGUGUGAAACCAGUGUACCAGUUCGACUGGGUCACAUAUUUUCUUUAUUAUACUGAGCAAGACCGGUGUAGUAACCAGCGUGCCAGGCCAGGCCUGUGUCUCAGUCUUCCAAUAAGAUAAUGCUGCUGGCCAGACGAGAUCAACAUUGGAGAAUUAACCAUGUCGGAUGGUUUCGGGCCCUCUCCAAGGCCCAAAAUGCACCCUUCUUCAAGGGCCCCCUCUUCCGGGUGAUUAAGUUUUUUAAUGGCCCUUUGAUAUUUACUAUCCCGGGAAGGCCUUAGCUCACCCCCCGUUCAAGUCUUCCCUGAGAAGGGGGAAAUAGGAUGCGCCACGGUGGACGAUCCCUCUUCUAUUUCUUUUAAUGGGCAUCUUUUAGUCCCCAAUCAGUUUGCCAGUCUCGGCUGAUUCCCCGAUACCGGUCAAACCUCAUGGGCCCG